AUGCGGGCGGCGGUCCGAGCGAGCUGGCAGCGGCGGGACAGGGACCUCCUCGGCCGCUUCGACUUCAGCUGGGACGGCCAGGGUGACCCUAAACUGCUCGAGUACAACGCAGACACGCCCAUGAUUCUCGUGGAAAUGGCCGUGGGCCAGCGCCUGUGGUGGGACCACGUGCAUCGCAAGGAGGACGAGGCUAGCCAUCGAAUAAAAUGGUGCUUCAAUACGAUUGAAAAUCAGCUGGCGGUGGCGUGGCCGCGGGUGGUGCCACCCAAGACGUCGCUGUGUGUGGCUGGGACGAAUGCCUCCGUGGAAGAGCAAGAGCAUGCGGCGUUCGUGGCUAAGACCGCCGCCGCCAGUGGCAUCGCCGUGACGUUGGCGGGCAUGGACCAGUUGAGUGUCGCAAACGGCAAAGUGGUGACCACAUGGGACAACACCCCCGUGCCGUGCUACGAGUGGCUCGCCGAAGAAUCGCUGGGGAUCGACCUGUUUGCGGACGACGGCUCCAUGUCCUCCAGUGACGAAAAGACUGUGUGGAUCGAACCUGCAUGGAAGCUCGUGCUGGGCAACAAGGCGCUGCUCUCGCUGCUGUGGGAACUGUACCCGGGCCACCCGAACCUCCUUCCAGCUACGUACAACCAACUACAAGCUCGCACGGGCGUCGUGUACUCGCACGAGUUCGACAAUCCCCACGAGUUUCUCACGGCGGCAAUCGACGCGGCCACCGUGUCGUUGCCCGCAGAAGGGGACACGCUUGAUCGCGUUGCCAACUUGUUUGGUCAUACCAAUCAGGAUCCGACGCUCUACCUUGGCCAUCCCGUGUACCAAGCAUACCACGAGACGGCCAAGUUCAGCGGCCGGCGCAUCGUCGUGGGGUCGUGGGUGAUCCAUGGCCAGCCCACCGGCACUUGCAUCCGCGAAGGCGGGGCCGACACGACCAACGACAGCAGCAGCUUCGUGCCGCACUACGUCGAUCGGGAACUGUACGUGAGUUUGUACCCCCCGGUCGACGACUCGUACGCCGGCCACGUGCAACGCUACUUUGGCUACGGCGGCGGCGGUGGCAGUGGGGUGCCCGUGACGUCGCCCAAUUUGACGACUCAAAACGCAGCCCGAACCCAGACGCUGGGGCCGUCAAGCGGCGUGGCAAUUCCCCACGAUACAGCACGUCCGGACGAAGCGGCCAAGGGGGCGGUGUUGGCUUCACGACGGGCGAGAUUGGCAGAGCAGAUGGCGGCGGAGACCGGUUGA
Molecule: messenger RNA, 1245 nt
Organism: Aphanomyces astaci
Lineage: Eukaryota; Oomycota; Saprolegniomycetes; Saprolegniales; Verrucalvaceae
Exons: 5
Coding region: 1-1245 (414 amino acids)
Source: RefSeq, a predicted model, not a curated record